UCUGUCCAAUCAAUCAAUCCAUCGUCUGUCUGUCUGUCUGUCCGGCUAUCUUGUAUCUCCUUCAUCCUCCUCCUCCUCCUCCUUGUCCUCGUCCCGUCCUAGUCUUCAUCUUCAUCUUCAUCUCGCCAGUCUCUCGUUCUUUGACAUAGUUCCAUCAAUUUAUUGCUUCAUCGGUCCAUCUUUGUUAUGGACAUUGUAUAAGAUUUAAAGGCUGUAGCCCGUCUAGCACUUACGAUAACAAACCGACUUAUUGUCUUGAACCUCGCUUCCACUGGUUGAUCCUAAUUGAUGGGUUAAUCAACUCACUUCUUGGGUUUGUUCUCAUUCCAUCUAUGAUACCCAUAUUCGUUCACCCUUCUUAAUAUUUGCUUCCUGCUUCCUCUUUCCCUGUAUCCGUCAUCUCAGCAGUCACCAUGACCUCCAAUCUCCCCCGCCAAUCCAGCGUCGAUCUAGACUCGGCCGAUCGGCCCUUUGACAAUAUUAUCAACUUUCGCGAUGUCGGACGGUCAAUCAAUCAAUUGAUGGGAUGUCGCAUCCUAAAGGAAGGCGUCCUCUUCCGAAGUGCCAGGCUAGACGAUGCCUCAGAACGAGAUAGACGGCGCCUAGCAGAAGAGCUACACAUUUCAACCGUCCUGGACCUCAGAUCGAUGUAUGGACGGCAAGCGACCGAACACCAAAUGGCCACUCGCAAAUGUCGCGGCGAGGAUGCUCUCGACCCAGAACAACCAUCUCUCCCUCCUUCGGAGGCAAACGAGCAUCUCAUGGAGAUCUCCGGUGUGCAACGCUCCCUGAUCAGUCUAACGGGCAGAGCAUUCGAGCGCGCCCUCCUGUGGCGCUUGGACUGGUAUAACCUCAUACGAGUCCUCGCCCUCGUAGCUUCAGGCUACCGCACCGAAGCAGUCACCAUCGUGGGCCAGCAGGCCAUGGCGCCGCGGGGCCUGAUCAGGCUCGGCCAGGACACGCUGGACAGCAGCACGGCGGAGGUGCGCGAGAUCUUCGAGCUGCUGGCGUCGCCGGCCGCGUACCCGGUCCUCGUGCACUGCACGCAGGGCAAGGACCGCACGGGUCUGAUUGUGCUUCUGCUUCUGCUCCUUGUGCCGGAGGUGUCGGCGGAUGCGAUCGCGGCGGACUACGUCAAGUCGGAGCCGGAGUUGGUCGUUGAGUUCGAGGAGCGCAUGAAGGAGAUCCGCGUGCUGGGCUUGGAUGAGGAGUAUGCGAAAUGCCCGCCGGGAUUUACGCAGGAGAUCCGGGCGCAUCUGGAAGCGAAAUACGGCGGCGUUGAAGGGUAUCUGAUGUCUGUUGGGAUUGAUCGCGAGAAGCAGGAGUUGAUCAGGCAGAGGCUGCUCGCAUAGUCUUCGGUUUUCUUCGACUAUUCUAUCUGAUGAUGGAUGUACAUUUAGCUGGGAUACGAUAUUUGUAAUUACGGGCGGAUACAUGCAUGGAUUCUGGGUAGAUUUUAGCAACUUCGGGACAAAUGAGCAAUUUAUAUAAUAU
Messenger RNA from Aspergillus novofumigatus IBT 16806, 1494 nucleotides. It is a transcript of the gene ptyA, whose product is annotated as putative tyrosine/serine protein phosphatase. Bases 414 to 1352 code for a protein of 312 amino acids. The record is from RefSeq and is a predicted model, not a curated record. The transcript has 5 exons. Gene Ontology annotation, biological process: dephosphorylation. Lineage: Eukaryota; Fungi; Ascomycota; Eurotiomycetes; Eurotiales; Aspergillaceae. Gene Ontology annotation, molecular function: phosphoprotein phosphatase activity.